Molecule: messenger RNA, 1410 nt
Organism: Olea europaea var. sylvestris
Lineage: Eukaryota; Viridiplantae; Streptophyta; Magnoliopsida; Lamiales; Oleaceae
Exons: 2
Coding region: 246-1181 (311 amino acids)
Source: RefSeq, a predicted model, not a curated record
AUUGAAUUCGACAGCGGCAAAAGUCAGUAAUGAAUUGUUGAGGAGAUAACCUGUCGUUAGAUAAAAUACUGCUUUGAAUAUCGGCCGUAUAAAAAAGUCGCUUUGAAGGUGUGCAGGGCUAUGGCGGCUUAGGGUUUGGCCUAUGAACAUUGAUAUCGUCAACUUCCUUUUAAAUGUUGGUUUCUGACUUCCCACCACCACAUUUCUAUAUCCAAUCAAUUGUUAACUAAACUGAAUUCUAAUCCAUGGAAACUGUAGAUGCUACGAAUGAGUUCCAAGAUUGGGAGGUUCUCCACCCUAACUCGGACUCGGAAUCGGAAUCAACCCUUCUCCAAAUGCCAUGCUCAGUCGACACCUUUGAAGAAAUCGACUCGGAGGGCAUAAUUCGGGCUAACUAUUUCUCGUUAGACUCUCGGAAUCGGUACGUGACUGCACAUGGGGAGGAUUCCGUUGAUAAUAAAUCGGAUAACCGGAGUUUGAUUGAUCCUGGAUUGGAGGAGAACCCGAAUCGAUACCUGAGCAAGGAGUCUGAUGAGUUUUCGUCCGAUUCCAGCAGCGCCAAAUUUAACGAUUUCGUGUGUACAAAUGAAAUGGGUUCUGAAGAUAUUAAACAAAUAACUUUGCAGAAAGUGGAAGAAGCACAAUUUUUGGGAAAAAACUAUUAUUCAACGUCUGGUGAGGUUGAAGAGGGUUCCAUAAAAUUAAACGAGUUGGAAGAGAACUCUGAGAUAGAUAUGAAAGAAAAAGCGAAUUUGUGCGAAGGAUUAGAGGUUUCAGGAGAAGACAAGUGCGAAAGGAAGGAUAGUAGGAAUGAGAUUGAGGGUAUAAAUGAAAAAGAAACUGCAAAAAGCCAUGAGAUUGUGAACAGGGGUGUAUUAUGGUGGAAGAUGCCAAUGGAGUUUAUGAGAUACUGUGUAUUUAGAGUGAGUCCAGUCUGGACUGUUUCUGUAGCUGCUGCCAUGAUCGGGUUUCUGAUUGUUGGCCGCAGAUUGUAUAAGAUGAAGAAGAAGACUAGGGCAUUGCAGAUUAAGGUCACUGUCGACAAUAAGAAGGUAUCUCAGGUCAUGAACCGUGCUGCUCGUCUGAAUGAGGCAUUUUACGUUGUCAAGAGGUUGCCUAUUAUUCGUCCUUCACUGCCUGCGGUUGGGGUGACAACAUGGCCCGUAGCGAGUAUAAGAUGAGUGUCAUCCUCAUAACAUGCAACGCACAAAUUGUUCUUGUCAAAUUUAGGACAUGUUCUUCCAAUUUUCAUUUGUAUAAUUGGUAUAUUAGCUUCUUUCCUUUGAACUUCUACUUGUAUAAUGUGUGUGUAUAGCUACCUUAUUACAUCAACGUUGAAGAUUAUGUUUCAACGACAAUUACUUGAGUAAAAUCUUCUUCUCCACAUUGCUGCACGAAGUUUUACAGAAA